CUCGACUAUUAAGGUAAUUAGCCGUUGGCAGGUUCAGCCGCACGACAGCUUCGGAGUAAACCCACCAGCCGCUAGCGCUCGUGUCAAACUCCUCAACUCUUCCCUCGCACCUCGCACCUCGCACCCGUCGCAAGCAAUCAUAGCACAGAUUAUUGAUGGAACAAGUCGCAUAAUCUGAAACACAUCAUUUGGCACUAUGGCGGAGCACUCGUUAUCGCCCGGCACCUCUUCGGGGGCCUAUGUUGAUGCCGGGCGGCGGCUCCGACGAAGUACCCGCCUAAAGCGCCAGAAGAUACCAUGUGGUAGAAAUCACAAGACACAGCUGGCCUUUCCUACUUCCGUCAGUACCGGUAGGCUAAUCUGCAAAUCAAAUCGGCGAACUCACGCACAGGAGAGCCAGCAGCAGUGCAACCCCAGCACUGAUACCUUAACAAACACCGUUCGCCCAAGCGAUGUGAUCAGAAGUGACGCUUCCAACGAUAAUGGUGACAAUGUCACUUUGGCGGUCAAAGGCAAUGAGAAGCCACUUGAUGGAGCAACACAGAUCGUACUUGAAGAAUUGGCACAACUGGAGCUAUUCAUCAACACGUUCUUGCAGCCUAACCCUACGGAGCCGACCGUUGUUCACAUCUCACCACAGCACAGGAGCUUGCUCUACUACUUUCAACAUGAGCUAACCCUGUCCCUCUGUACCACUACAUACGGGCAACAGGAGUUCUGUGCAGCCGUGCUGCCAAUAGCGCAUAGCAGCCAGCCUACCCUUGCUGCUCUCCUUACACUGGCGCUAUCAUACCGAGCAUCAACUAGCAAAGAUUUGAAAGACGAGGAAGAAGCUACCAAGUUGAGCCUCAAGGCUAUUCACUGGCUCAGGGAGAGCCUCAAUAAACCACCGGAUGCUGACACAGCUGUGGCUUCCCUGGCAGCGAGUCUGUUGCUGUCACUUGCCAACAUGUUCGCAUUGAAGGCUCCUAAAAACUGGCACAUUUAUCUAGACGGUGCGCUUGCCUUGCGAGAGUACCUCGAAAAAUACCCUGUCACAACUGAAUCGGAAUGCCUUGCGCGCUGGUGUCACGGGUACAAGUUGAUAACAUUUAACAGCGACUCAGGCGACAUCAAUGCCAAGAGGGAGAACUAUCCAAUGACCUUUGUCAAUCAUAUCUGUCAUCUUACAGGGAUCUCUGUGGCACUAAGUCCAGUUCUGGAACUUAUUCGCGAAUUUUACCGGAAACACAAAGCCGAUCCGACUCUCAUACACGACAUAUCCAGCCCCGUAUACAUCAGUUAUAUUCGGCUGGUUAAAUUUAUAAACGUGCUGCUACACCGGCGUACGUGGACUAUUAUUUCUAACCCAUAUCUCUCCGCCCAAGCGAAUCAAGACCUUUGGCUGCUCGACGAAGCGUAUCACCAUACAGCGCUACUACAGCUACACCUAUGUGUACACACCGCGGAGAAGCCGCUCACCAGGGCUAUCCAAGCGUCUGUCAGGCGCAUUAUUGAGUGUAUUGGUGGUAUGAACUUUACGACAAAGCCAAACUAUGUGGCUUACACCCUUAACCCCCUCCGACAAGCAUGCAAAUCUGCCGUAACACAACAUGAUAAGGACAUGCUUAUCCAAAUUAUCGAAAAAGGACGACGAUCCGUUCCGUUAUCUAAUUUCACGCUGAUACAGAGAUAUUUACAAUAGCCAUUUGACCCGAGAACAGAAAUCUGGCAAAUUGGAAUGGGUUGGAUAUCGCACACCCACCAAAGACGGCCUCAACUUACCUUGGACGUACAGGAACUACCAUAGGGGAUAUAACACUCUUAAAUCCACGGUCGUAUGUACUAAAAAUGGAGUUCAAUUGCAAUAUAAGGACCUGUUUCUUUAUCGUUAGUCGUUAUUCUGAGGAUAUAUCCAUCACCGCGUUCCUCUCUUGCUCUAAUAUAUCAAUGGCCAAAGCCGCCGCGGUAGCUUCAGCCUCUUCUCUGCUCACACCGCCUUGAACUUCCACUACCAGUCGCUCCCCUAGAUACAACUCACAAGCAUACUCCUUCUCAUCACCCAUAGAGUCCACAAGUGUCGUGUUGUAUCUCCCGCGCUCACUUCCUGAAACGAUAGCGUAUUCUUCCUUGGGGUGCAGCAUCCGCACUUCGUCCGCAACCAUUCUAUCCAAGUGCUUCAUUAUACCAAGUCUCUCCACCAUUGCUUUGCAAGGGUCCAAAGAAUCGGAGUCUACCCAAAUCGCGCCAAGCAAAGAUUCAAAAAGGUCGGACAUGUACUUUGGCGCGUGUACCCGUGCCAAGAGCGGCCAUGGGAAUCGGCCACCAUAGGAGAGCUCCUUCGUUAUACUAUCUUUUAGGUUCAGAUACCGUUCCUUUGCUGCCGCUUGCUCACAGCCAAUUGACAUGGAACUGUGACGCAUAUAUGUCCAGAUCGAUGUUGUCUUUGUGAUUUCGACAAUCUCCGGCUGUCCAUCACUUCCAUUGACGACUGUCACGUCGCUUUCUUGACUUUCGUGCUCACCAAGAAUGAUAAAAGCGAGAAAGUCUUUAUUCACCAUAGCUGUUUUCAAGCUGUGCAUUUGGCUAUUCUUUAGCGGUGGGCGGACAUCGAACAACCGCGUCACAAUCAGCUUGUCCAGGAUCGCAUCCCCGAGAAACUCCAGGCGGUCAUAGGAGCGACUCUUAGCAUCCGCUCCGUGCGAUGCGUGAGUCAGGGCUUCCAUAAGAAGGGCUGGCUUUUUGAAGGUGUAGUCGAGAAUCGAUUGGAGAUUUUCAUAUAGGGGCGAUAAAACAACGUCGUCACGGGCCGCGUUGUACAUUAUCUCUCUACCCCUUUGGACACCGUCCCAAGUCGAAUCAGAGAUAAAGUAGGAGAUGCAUUUAAGAGCCGUGGAAACCCCGCCUUCGAGGUACGAGACGCCAAUAAGCGAUUCAAUAACAUCAGCUAGUACUUUUGUGGAUAGCUGCCUUGAAUGUUCUGGUAUUUCUACCUCUUUGAGUAAGUGCUCCACAUACAGUGGCCGCCAUUUGUCCCCGGUGAAUGGCUUGGCAAUUAUAUAUUGCGCAAGAUGAGUUUGAACGGCCGCUCGGCAAAGGCGUGAGUUUGAUACAAGACCAUCCUUAUAUGCUGACAGAUACCCUUCUGGCCAUUUUAAAUCUGUACCAUCUAGUCAGCUUUUGUCCUCGGUCACCGCUCUUUGGUUUGUUUAUGUCCUUACUGGCAGAUGCUGCUUGGAUUGUAGCACAGUAUUUAAGAAUGGCGUCACCUAAAAACUCCAGCCUUUCAUAAUCACACGCCUCGUUUGCACUUCUGGCACAGAUGGCUUCUCUAACCCGGGGGGUAUCAGAUAGAUGAAAAGAUGACCUCAAAGAACCAGAAAGCGUCAUUGCAAUCAGCUGUGUUCCUAGGGUGUGUAUGAGUGACGGUAUCAGCUUCCCGAACCGCGCAUGACGGAUCGGAACAGAGUCCAUGACAGCCCAAGACAACGGCAGCACCCUCUGAUAUGGCUUCUCCGACUUUGCGUCAUUCUCUGGAUCAGCCUUUAAACUAUGCAGCAUAUCGGUCCGCCGCGGCCACUUUUUAAGAAUAACAUAAGGUAUUCCUUCCGGAGCUUCACCAUACUCAUGAAAAGGCUUUUGUACGUCGGACAUAGGUGGCUUCUCGGAUAGGGUCCCAACAUAUGUGCAAGGGCUUCCGGAACUGUCUCUGAUGAGGAAGCUACCUGACCUUAUAUCGACAUUGUCAGAGUCGCAUGGCACGUUUCCAAUAUCUGACAAAGAGAAUCGUUCUUCAGGAAUCGAAAGCUGUAUGACUUGUGGAAUAUCCUCAAGCGUCCACCGAUGGCCAAAAUUAAGUGCCACAAGCAUCGGUGUGUCAUCCGCCAUUGCAUCUGAUUCAUCUUUCGAAACGCCUCGAGGGUUGCUGAAGACUAAUUUUGAGGUUAGCCCAUAAUCUGGAUAAAAGGUAAUGUCAGGUAUAUGUUCCAUGAAAGCUGGCAAAGUUAGUUGGUACUUUCCAGCCCAAAUGCCAUCCUCGUACCAAUCAACUUGGUAGACCCAACGUUCGCAAGAUUCCUUCCAUGCUUUUGCUACUAUUGGCCAAGGCUUCAUCAGAGGUAGAACACUGAUAACGGAUUCGCGCAUUUCACAUUUGAUCAAGUCAUUUGGACUAUGGGGGAGCAAAUGGCCAUUGAUCAGGCCUGCUUUGUGGAGGCCAAUUAAUGCGUGAAAAGCUGCAUCCUUAGUGGCCUGCUUUUCAGAAGUCCAAAACAGUUUUCCGUAUGUUUGACGCAACUCAUGAGGAACAAAGUUGGGCAAGAUAACCCUUGCUUUCACGCUAAGUGCAUGUCGCUCCAUAACGUACUGUGGUCGAUUAUCUGAGAGAUGCUUGGGCGCCAGAGAGCUGCAAAAGUGAUCCAAGUGCUGCUUUGCGUUAUCAUAGUCAAGGCGUGCUUUUGUGGUUGGCACCUCGUAGUAGUUUUGCACGCCAUCACUUUUGCUCUCCAAGUCUUCCAGCUGCCGUCUUUCUCGUUGGUCAUCUUGAUACAGCUCGUUCAUCUCCUCUUCUAGACUUUGCCACUGCUUGACUUUCUGUUCCGAUUGCUCUGUAAACAUCAAAAUUUUCGAGUCGUUCAUUCGCGCUCUUCCUCUUCGCUGAAUGAAAGCUUUUGGGGUAGCUGGAAAAUCGAAGCAGACUACCAAGUUACACGCAGGAACGUCGAUGCCCUCUUCCAAAACCGACGUUGCAAUGAGCAAGUUUAUCUCUCCAGCGCGAAACCGUUGCAAUACUUUGACGUCGUUUACAUGCGACAAGUCAUAAAUAUGCUGAUUGCCAAAGUUGGACGUUCCGAUGAUGGAGCCAAUUGAAUACCGUUUUCGAAUCUGAGGGAAUGAUGAUAGCAGCGCAGCCAUGACCGAGGUCGUCGCUCUUUCGCGGACGAAUAUGAUACCAACCGUAUCAUCCUCGCAAUUUAGAAGUUCCUCUAACAGCAAAAUAACUUUUUGGGAUAUGUCUUUUCUGCUUUGUGGUCGUACUGGAGGUUCCGAGACGUUAACCUUCAUCAGUUUAUCUGCGACAUAUCGCCUUUCGUCUCUAGAAGCAUCAUUCUGAUCUGUCACAUGUCUGUGAAACCUGUGUAAGAAUGAGGAUAUUGCCUCAUGCAAAAAGUAGUCUGCCGCCCAGGAUCCGAGCUGGCUUUGGAUAUCACAGCUGCGGUUGUUCAACCCGCGAAGCUCUGUCAUAGAAUAAGUAUUCUUUUUAAAAAUGACUUCUUCUAACGUCAGGCGAUUCGCGUCUGUUGGGUCUCGUUGAAGGGAUAUAACCCUCGGAUCGUUCAUAAUGUCCAGAUUUUCCAAUUCCGCCUUCAUGGAAAGCAUGGCUGAGGUGUACACUGUCUCUUGUAACUCAAAGCUGAAAAUCAAUAAACGGGGCUUCUUAACCCUCUCAAGUAGCUCGCUCCGAUGAAGACUAGGAGUUAUGCAUCUGGAAUCCAUUAAAGCUUCCAGUUCCUGAAGGUUCCUCAUUUUAAACUGCAUAAUAGGUGUUGCGGUUAGACCCAGUAUGGCAGGCGUCGUGAGGCCAGACUGUAGCGCAGGGUGGUAGAAGUCUGCCAUCACUUUUCCUCCAG
Messenger RNA from [Torrubiella] hemipterigena, 5609 nucleotides. NCBI's taxonomy places the organism in Eukaryota, Fungi, Ascomycota, Sordariomycetes, Hypocreales, Clavicipitaceae. The record is from the annotation of a GenBank genome assembly.